This is a messenger RNA of Microthlaspi erraticum, 873 nucleotides long. Lineage: Eukaryota; Viridiplantae; Streptophyta; Magnoliopsida; Brassicales; Brassicaceae. The record is from the annotation of a GenBank genome assembly.
AUGUGGUCAAUGGGUUUGAUUAGGCGUACGGCAAUGUCCGGCGCGAUUAGAGCUUCUUCGCAGAGGACUUGGCUCAGUGGUGGCGGGUUAAGGAGCCUCACCGUCAAAGCAUCGCCGGAGGAGGAGGAGAAGAAUAAGGAGAUAACAAUGGCGGAGGCGAAGAAGCUGAUGAGGCUGGUGAAUGUCGAUGACAUGAAGAAGAAGCUUCUCGGUAUGGCGGAGAGAGACGUCGUCUCUUACAGUACACUUUUAGAAGCUUCUCAGGGAAUGGGAAUCGCCAGAUCUCUCGAUGAAGCUCGCGUCUUCGCUCGCGUCCUCGACGACGCCGGCGUCGUUAUCAUCUUCCGGGAUAAAGUCUUUUUACACCCAGACAAGGUGGUGGAUCUGAUUAGACGAGCGAUGCCAUUGGAAGAGAACACGGAAGAAGAUCAAAUCAAGGACGAAUUCAGGAAGAUGAUAAUCGUGAAGGAAGAGAUCGAUGUUCAAGCUCACAGGCAAGUGAGGAAGAUCCUCUGGUGCGGUCUGGGUACUUCGAUGGUUCAGAUUGGACUCUUCUUCAGGCUCACUUUCUGGGAAUUCUCGUGGGAUGUGAUGGAGCCAAUCACGUUCUUCGCUACAGCGACUGGAAUCAUCGUGGGUUAUGCUUACUUCUUGAUGACCUCGAGAGAUCCGAGUUAUCAGGACUUUAUGAAGAGGCUGUUCCUCUCGAGGCAGAGGAAGUUGCUCAAGAGCCAGAGGUUUGAUGUGGAGAGGUUUAAGGAAUUGGAGAGGAUGUGCAAACCGACGUCGUCUUGUCACGCAGCUAUCUCCAUACGGAAUCGUGUUGGCUUAGAACUUGAUCUCGACGAUGCGUUACAGAGCCGCAGAGAUUAG